UUUAACUCUUACAUUUAAAAGUGCUCCUAAGCAACGUUAGUGUAACAUGGCCUAUGUUGAUUCAUUACUCUCAAAAUGCACUUGUUUCUCCCAACUCAAACAACUCCAAGCUCAUCUCAUUACCACCGGCAGCUUCCAGUUCUACACUCACCGCGCCAAAUUCCUAGAUUUCUGCGCCGUCUCUUCCGCCGGAGAUUUCCAUUACGCCGUCCAUAUCUUCCGCAACAUCAGUUCUCCAUAUACGAACGAAUGGAACGGCAUUCUCCGCGGCAUUGCCCAAAGCAACAACCCCAUUAAUGCACUCACUUUUUACGUCUCCAUGUCUCGGGCCCCUUGUAAGCCCGACGCGCUCACGUGCUCGUUCACACUCAAAGCUUGUGCCCGUGCAUUGGCCCGUCACGAGACGCUACAGGUUCAUGCUCAUGUGAUAAGAUUCGGGUUUGAUGCGGAUGUGUUGUUGCGGACGACGUUGAUUGAUGCGUACUCGAAAUGUGGUGAUUUGGGGUGUGCGUACCAAGUGUUUGAUGAAAUGUGUGUGAGAGAUAUUGCGAGUUGGAAUGCACUGAUUGCGGGUUUAGCUCAAGGGAAUCGACCCAAUGACGCUUUGUUGUUAUUUAAGAAGUUGAGAGGGGGUAAUAUGGAGCCGAAUGAGGUUACUGUGCUCGGUGUUCUAUCUGCCUGUUCGCAGUUGGGGGCGAAUAGAGAAGCGGGGAUUGUUCAUGAGUAUAUCAAGAGUAAGAAUCUUGAUCGGAGUGUGAUUGUUUGUAAUGCGGUUAUUGAUAUGUAUGCAAAAUGUGGUCUUGCUGGAAGAGCUUAUGAUGUGUUUAAUGAGAUGAAAUGCUUGAGGACUCGCGUCACGUGGAAUACCAUGAUUAUGGGAUUCGCGUUGUAUGGUGAUGGAGAGGAAGCACUUGAGCUUUUUGAAAGAAUGGGUCAAGCUGGGAUUGAGCCAGAUAGUGUCAGUUACUUAGCUGCAAUUUGUGCUUGUAAUCAUGCAGGAAUGGUGGAGGAAGGAAUGAAGUUGUUUGAUGACAUGGAUCGAUGUGGAGUGAGUAAGAACGUAAAGCAUUAUGGUAGUAUGGUCGACUUGUUGGGAAGAGCUGGGCGGUUGGAUGAAGCCUUUAAAAUUGUUCAGUCAAUGCCUACAGUUCCUGAUGUAGUUUUAUGGCAAACUCUCCUAGGGGCUUCCAAGACUUAUAGUAAUGUUGAAAUGGCAGAGAUAGUGUCCAAGAAGCUCGUUGAAAUGGGAUCAAAUCAUUGUGGGGAUUUCGUAUUGCUAUCCAAUGUUUAUGCAGCACAAGGGAGGUGGCAUGAUGUGAGAAGAGUAAGGGAAGCCAUGAAAGGUCAGGAUGUAAAGAAGGUACCCGGUUGUAGCUAUAUUGAGGUUGGUGGAACAAUAUACAAGUUUAUGAAUGGUGAUCAGAACCAUCCAAGGUGGAAGGAGAUAUAUUGGAAGCUUGAUGAGAUCUUGUUAAGGAUUAGGGAAUACGGGUAUGUGCCAGAAACUAAUAAUGUGUUUCAUGAUAUUGGACCAGAGGAGAAGGAGAAUGCACUGUGUUACCAUAGUGAGAAGCUGGCAGUGGCUUUUGGUUUGAUUAGUACACCUGAUAGAACUUGUAUAAGUGUGAAUAAGAAUCUUAGAAUAUGUGGGGAUUGUCAUGUUGUGAUUAAGCUCAUAUCAAAGAUAUACGAGCGGGAGAUUAUUGUUAGGGACAGGACCCGAUUCCACAGAUUCAAAGGUGGGGCUUGUUCUUGUAAAGAAUACUGGUGAGGUUGAUCUAAAUUCUGUGUAUGCACAUUCACUUGACGUGGCACAGAGCUCCCCGAAUUUGAGAGUUGGCGUAUGGACGUGUAUCAUAUGCAGCAUUACUUGCCAUUUUAGCUCAGAGACCAUAGAAGUUGUGACCUACAGUGACCAACCAAGCAAACUCAUCAUGUGAGAGAUAUGAUUCAUUUUCAAAAAUCUGGAGCGAGGAGCUUCUUCCUCUUGCAGAUAUUUGUGAUGAGGAAUCUGUGAAAAGGGGAGCUUUAGAGAAAAUUAACUUUGACAUUUGUUUUGUAGUUGAUUCAAUGUACUUUUGGCUAUACAUGUAUGCAUUAGUCAAUAAACAAGUAGCAUUACCUUGUUCUCUUUUUGCUUAAGCAAAUGGAAUGUUGUGGGAAAGCAGCAAA
Capsicum annuum is the source of this 2172-nucleotide messenger RNA. RefSeq names its product pentatricopeptide repeat-containing protein At1g34160. Gene Ontology annotation, biological process: RNA modification. Lineage: Eukaryota; Viridiplantae; Streptophyta; Magnoliopsida; Solanales; Solanaceae. The record is from RefSeq and is a predicted model, not a curated record. The transcript has a single exon. The coding region runs from base 47 to 1771 and encodes 574 amino acids. Gene Ontology annotation, molecular function: protein binding; RNA binding; zinc ion binding.